UUUUCAUAAAAAAGGCGCCCCACUGACCAUUUUUUUCUUCUCUCACAGUUCGAAAACGGAGACGAAGGGCAUCGGCGGCGAUCUUCAACGGCCCUAUCGAUCUCCGAUUGCCAAACUCGAAUCUACAAUAAUAAGAAAAAUCUUCGAAAAUCCAAAAAUCGCUAUCGUGUGUGUUUCCAAACUUCUUGGGUCUUUCUUCAACCAUCACGUCCAGAUCUCAUGAUUCAUCGUCCGAUCUCGUGGCGGUUCCGUAAACCUUGAUGCAACGACCUCAUGCUCGUUCCAGGUUGAAAAUCAAAUCCGAUAUGGAUCCUCUCCGCCUUCAUACUCAACCUGGCCAACGACCAUCGCUCGCCAAAUCCAAGUGUAAACCGAAGAAAUCGAUUAUCCUCAUAACCGUCGGUUCAGCCGCAAUCGCUUUAAUUAUAUUCUUCGUUUGCUAUACAUUUUUACUCUCCGGGAGGAAUCGGAGAGUUUCGCUCCGUUACAGCGUCGUGAUCGACGGCGGGAGCUCGGGGACCCGAGUCCACGUGUUCGGGUACCGGAUUGACUCCGGAAACCCGGUUUUCGAUUUUAUCGGAGAUGACGGUUACGCUAGCUUGAAGCUGAGUCCUGGUUUGUCUUCGUACGCUGGUGAUCCGGAGGGAGCGAGCGUGUCGGUGGCGGAGCUUGUGGAGUUCGCGAAAGGUAGAGUUCCCAAGGGGAAGUUGAAGGAGUGUGAGAUUAGGUUGAUGGCUACCGCUGGGAUGAGGUUGCUUGACGUUAGUGUUCAGGAACGGAUUCUUGAAGUUGCCAGAAGAGUUCUUAGAUCUUCUGGGUUUAAGUUCCGUGACGAAUUGGCCUCGGUUAUCUCCGGAUCUGAUGAAGGUAUAUAUGCUUGGGUUGUUGCGAAUCAUGCACUUGGUUCUCUAGGAGGUGAUCCGUUGCAAACAACGGGGAUUGUUGAACUUGGUGGGGCUUCUACUCAGGUGACAUUUGUGUCAAGUGAGCAUGUGCCUUCUGAGUUCUUGCGUACGAUAACUUAUGGUAACGUUUCAUACAGAAUCUACAGCCACAGCUUCCUCAACCUUGGACAGGAUGCAGCUCAUGAAAAACUAUGGGAGUCACUCAACAGCUUAGCUGCAAACUCUACAGAAAAAGGAAUAGUGACUGAUCCUUGUACUCCAAAAGGAUACAUCCUCGACAAAAACUCUACUGUGGAAGGAAUAGUCUUACCUGAAGAAAGCAAAUUUACAGACUCACUUCAAGCUGCUGGUAAUUUCUCAAAGUGCCGAUCAGCUGCAUUCAACAUCUUACAGGAAGGAAAAGAGAAAUGUCAUUAUAAGCAUUGCUCUAUUGGAUCAACAUUCACACCUAAUCUUCGAGGAAGUUUUUUGGCUACAGAGAAUUUCUUCCACACCUCAAAGUUUUUUGGGUUGAGAGAAAAAGAUUGGCUAUCUGCAAUGAUUUCAGCUGGAGAGAGUUUUUGUGGAGAUGAUUGGUCGAAGUUGAAAGUGAAGCAUCCAACAUUCAAAGACGAGAGUUUGCUUCGGUAUUGUUUCUCAUCAGCAUAUAUAGUCUCAAUGCUUCACGACAGUCUUGGUGUUGCUCUUGAUGAUCAAAGAGUCGAGUUUGCAAGUGAAGCAGGAGAGAAAGGCAUACCACUAGAUUGGGCAUUAGGAGCGUUUAUACUAAACACUGCAACAGCCAUUUCUGAUAACAGUGGUAAAUCUAGAAAAAUUCUUCUUGAGUAACGUAGCCAAAUACAAAAUAUAUGAUAUUAGUUACAAUGAAAAAUAUUGUUUCAAAAGUAAAUGAUAAUCAUAUAUUUGUAUUCACGUUUACUCGUCUUUUAACAUUACAAGUCUUCAUUGUUCUCUUUUUAAGUUAGGUACAUGUUAAAAUAUUGGAAACCAAGUUGAUUCAGAGUGGGAGGUUUUUUUCAAUGUAUUGUAUGAGUUUUCAACAUUUUUUACAUAAAUGACAACUCAUUUCCUUUCAA
Messenger RNA from Brassica napus (rape), 1981 nucleotides. RefSeq names its product probable apyrase 4. Gene Ontology annotation, molecular function: nucleoside diphosphate phosphatase activity. Gene Ontology annotation, biological process: nucleoside diphosphate catabolic process. The transcript is spliced from 8 exons. Lineage: Eukaryota; Viridiplantae; Streptophyta; Magnoliopsida; Brassicales; Brassicaceae. The record is from RefSeq and is a predicted model, not a curated record. The coding region runs from base 261 to 1733 and encodes 490 amino acids. Gene Ontology annotation, cellular component: membrane.